This is a messenger RNA of Ctenocephalides felis (cat flea), 1151 nucleotides long. Its product is annotated as venom allergen 5.02-like. Gene Ontology annotation, cellular component: extracellular region. Lineage: Eukaryota; Metazoa; Arthropoda; Insecta; Siphonaptera; Pulicidae. Bases 54 to 1151 code for a protein of 365 amino acids. The transcript has 7 exons. The record is from RefSeq and is a predicted model, not a curated record.
AUUUUCAAAAAAUUGUUUAGUUGUUUUUGAAUCUUCGAAGAACAAACGUCGUGAUGGGUUUUCGUCAAGUGACUUUAUUAUUCUUGGUCUUGACCUUUAUCAACUUAACAUUUUGCAAAUAUCGAAACUACUGUACUGGAGAUCCACAAUUGAAGUUGUGUGAUGAAGGUAAAACACAUGUUGCUUGUGGACGUCUUGCAAAUGGAUGGGCAUCUAAUUGUAAAGAUCCUAAAGAUAUAAAUCUAAGUCUUCAUCAAAAGCGAAUGAUUUUGCAUCACCAUAAUUGGUACAGAGAAAAAGUGGCGACGGGCAAAGGACGAUCAAAGUAUGGAGUAUUUCCUAAAGCUGCGAAUAUGCAUUAUAUGGAUUGGGAUGAAGAACUUGCAUAUUUAGCGGCGAUGAAUGUAAAACAGUGCGAAAUGGAACAUGAUGAAUGUCGAGCUGUAGAUGUAAAAAGUGGGCAAAAUCUUGGAUUUGUUGCAUCAAGUCAUCCAAAAAAAGUUGAGCACACUAUAGGAAAAGUUAUUAGAGGAUGGUAUAAAGAAAUAAAAGAUGCCCGACCUGAAAAUGCGAAAAAUUACACCGGCGCAGGAGUAGGUGAUAAAGAAAUAAACCAUUUCGGAGCCUUAGCUUGGGGGCCCACUAACAGGGUCGGAUGUGCAAUGGCUGAAUAUAAUAAAACUUAUGAAACCACAAGGGGCCCGAUGGAAUUACGAACAAGACUACUAGCUUGCAACUACGCACCAGUAGGCAAUUGGUUAUAUGAAGAAAUGUAUAAGGAAGGAACACCUUGUUCACAAUGUCCAAUCCACGAUGUAGCUUCAGGUUUCCGCGAACUGGCCGCUGUAAAAGUGGGUCCUAUGUCCUCAUCUUCGAUAAAUGGUGACCCCGACCGCGGUGGGCAAUUAGCUCUUCGGGCAGUGUUUAGCCGACGUCCUUGCUGCACUUCUGCGCAGCCUGCGAGUUUUCUCUCCAUAGUCGGCGAUCUAGAAUUGAUGGUUGUACAGAAGCGUGAUAUGCAAACUAAAUUGUUGAACGAUUAUAAUAACAGUCAACCUUCUUAUAACGCGGUAUCGAGAUUGCGACAACCCUUUUAUAACGCGGUUUUCCUUCAACUGCCCAUAAGUUUAUUCCGCGCUUUCUAUGGAUGA